AUGGAAAUGAACAUGCCAAUGAUGAACAGCAGCGAUUUGUAUGUCGAUUCGAAUGAUCCACUCUACUUGAAGCUUAUACGCGUAUUCUAUCCAGGAAUCUACAAGCCAACGGAUGAUGAAGUGACCGCCUGUCAGGCUGCUAACAGUCCCUGGGCAGACGCGAUCUCUUACGCCUGGUGGACCACAUAUUUUAUCGUAGCCGCCUUUGUGGUCAUCACGGUCUGCAAUGCCAUCAAACGCUUACACGCUCUCAACCGCUUUGUCAGAAUCAAUAGUGUUAUUGGCUUUUCUCCGCAACUUAGUGCAUUUACCCGCAUGCUUAGCUAUCCUCAAAGUGGAUGGUUAUUUGGGAUGAUUCCAAGUGCUGGUCCAAGUAUUUUGCUCUUCGGGUUUUUAAUCUUCAGUACUCUGGCUUGCUUCGUCCCUCGUCCCUACUACCGUCCACCCAACUUUGGAAGCCCUCCUCUUUCUCUAAGAUCGGAAUGGAUUGCGACGGCUAUGGUGCCUUGGUUGUAUGCAUUUGCAACUCGCAGAAACUUUGUGACCUAUUUUACUGGCGUUUCGUUGAAAGGUGUUAUGGUGAUGCAUAAGUAUGCGCCAUGGAUCUGUUUAUACAUGUCUCUGGUUCAUACUGGGGCAAUGAUCAUUCAAGCGAAGAUGAAGGGACCAUGGUCUUACACAUGGUCAACCGAUGAGUUCUACCGCAAUGGUUUUAUUCCACUCGUAGCAUUAGCAUGGCUAUGUGUCAUGAGCAUUGGACCACUCAGAUCUCGAUUUUACGAAACGUUUUAUUUCUUUCAUAUCAUCGCCGCCAUCACCUUCAUCGUUGGCAUGUACAUUCAUCUAGCAGAUUUAUUAAAUUCGUGGCAAUAUAUGCACGCGGCCGUUGUACUUUGGGGGGUUGCAAUUCUUUGGCGUGUAAUGGUUAUUUUAGUAAAUCACGGCUGGAUUUUGAAAGGCUUUGCCCAAGCCUCUAUCCAUUUCUUACCUGGCGAUAUGUUACGAGUUUCGAUUUUAGUUCCCGCAUCUCUUCAAUGGCGACCAGGAUCCCACGUUUAUAUCCGAUUCCUGUCGGUGUAUCCAUGGCAAUCCCAUCCCUUCACAAUUGCCUCACUGCCUAGUGACAUUCAAAGAUCAUCCGCAAGAGAAGAUAGCGAAGCGGCGAUGAAUGCCAAGCUGCCAUCCAGCAGUGAGAAGCCGAUCGACCUCGAUAUGCAAAAGAACGAGAUUGUGUUGUUGAUCAAACCUCUCAGUGGAAUGACGAAGCGACUCCUAUCACUAACGCAGAAGGCCGAAACGGGGGGUGCACAACUAGCUUGUAUCCUCGAUGGUCCUUACUCAGGAGUUUCGGACGAGGUUCGAGCUUGCGAUGUUGUGAUUAUGAUUGCUGGUGGUAGUGGAAUGUCCGGUCUGGUACCAUUGGCAUUAAGUUUACAAGGUCGAUCGAAGUUGGAGAUGCAUUGGGCAGUUAGAAAUCGAGUAGCACCUGAUUCUUGGUUUGACAAAGGAUGGAUGGAGGGUGCUGAUGUCAACAUCUAUGUGACUGGCAAAGAAGAAAAAGAGAAUUCAUAUCCUGGAGAUAGUGUUAAUGUGUGUGAGAACGCUCAGAGUUCAGAGACGCCAGUCAAGUCAACUAACGAACAAGACAUCGGUGUCACGAUUUCGGCCCCAGCUUCUGGAACCGAGAAAGAUCGUAAAUCGUCUGUGGCUGUGAUACAUCAUGGAAGACCGGAUGUAAGAUUGAUUGUGACCAGCUGUGUGAAUAAAUGUCACGGCCGAGUUGGUGUUGUUGUUUGUGGUCCAAGAAGUAUGUCAUUGGAAGUCAGAAAUGCGGUAGCCAAUGCUCAGAAGUUGAUUUUGAAAGGAAAGACGUUAUGCAAAGAAUUAGAAUUAUAUGAAGAAAGUUUCUCGGCUUGAAGUAAAGGGUUGAGUGAGAUUCAACAAGCAUCAUGACUGGACAGGAAAGGACAUGGAUUUUUAGCAUAUGAUAUGGUUUUCUUAAUGUGUUUGGUUUUAUUCGAAUUUUAAUCCUGUGAUUUUUUAUAUUUGUCUUAUGUUACUCUUCUGAGUAUAGUUUCUUUUUUGAAAGUUUCUUUUGUGUUGACUCAUUGAAUCUUAUAUGUGAGUUGACUUGCAUGUGAAUUCAUUGUGGUUUAGUUAUCCAUAAGUUUCUCUAUGGUAACUUGAAUGGAAAGGACUAUGUAUACGAUUUGAUUUGGUUAUGAGUGAACAGUGAAAUGACGCUAGUUGAUUGAU
Messenger RNA from Melampsora larici-populina 98AG31, 2256 nucleotides. RefSeq lists its product as uncharacterized. Gene Ontology annotation, cellular component: plasma membrane. Gene Ontology annotation, molecular function: ferric-chelate reductase activity. The record is from RefSeq and is a predicted model, not a curated record. Lineage: Eukaryota; Fungi; Basidiomycota; Pucciniomycetes; Pucciniales; Melampsoraceae. Bases 1 to 1917 code for a protein of 638 amino acids. The transcript is spliced from 9 exons. Gene Ontology annotation, biological process: copper ion import; intracellular iron ion homeostasis; iron ion transport.